UGAGCUGCAUGUGGCACCAGGCUACAAGGCUGGUGCUGAGAGCUUUGCCAGGAGCGGCAACAGCUUUGUGAGGGUUUCUCCAGCAGCAGGGACGUGGAUUCCUCCCCACCCCCACCCCUUUGGGAGAUGAAAGCCUGAGAGAGAUGGACUGACUGAACUGGACACAGAGACAGAGGGAAAUCUGCUAAGCCAGCGACCGUGCCCCAGACUGAGGAGCUCCAGAUGGGGCUGGCUUUGUCUGUGACAUCAGCACUAAGGCAAGGCAUAAAACAGGCAAACAGGGGCUCUUUGGCUCACAGAGUCCAAUCAUCGGAGGAAGGAAGCAGCAUCGCACUUCAGAACUCCUGCUUGACACACAGCUGGGCUCACACCUUGCUAAAUUCCGGCACCAGCCACAAGCCUUGGGGGAGCUGAAGGGAAUGAAACUGCUGGCUGCCUGCUUCAUGUACCUGCUGCUCACCUGUCUGGCCCUGCCCAAAGCCGAAUGCCGAAUCCACGAGCGAUCCAUGGAAAUCAGGAACCCUGAUAUCGACCCUUCCUGGUACACGGGGCGUGGGAUCAGACCCGUGGGACGGUUUGGCCGGAGGAGAGCUGUCGUGGAGAGCUCCCGGAAGUCGGGCUAUGGACACAGGCAAGCUUGCUUCCCUCUAGAAGAAAGCAGUGAAUCCCUUCAAGAUGAAUGAAAUGGCCAAGACAAAGAAUGAAUUUGAAUGAUGAUAAGAAAAGACCCUUCUCCUCUCUCCCUUCCACAUCCCAGCCUCUCUUCUAGGCACAUGAAAAUGUUUGGUCUCAUUUCAAUGUACAGUAUCUUUGUGGCUAUAAAUGAUAGAAACCAAAGAGCAGUUGAUAACUCCACUAUUUUUGCAGACAAUUUCCCUCUUGUCUGUUUUUUCUUUUUCUCUCCCCUGUUCCCCAUUUGUCCCCAUCUCUGGCUUUUGCUCUUAAAUCUAACGUGAUUUGUGCCAGAAAAUUGCUGGGGGAAAGAAAUACAAAUUCCCAUGUUAAUUAUCUUCCUAGAACAUGGGCUCUUUUAUACAAACCAAAAAAAUAAUAAAAAAAAUUGAGAAACCGAGCCCGGCACGUGUCUGCUGUGACUUGAAACGUAUCAGACUUGUCUCAACUCUCCUGGGCACUAGGAUCUUUAGAACCGAGUGGCGUCACUUUCCCCUGAGAUUGCGUCUCU
This is a messenger RNA of Mauremys reevesii (Reeves's turtle), 1183 nucleotides long. RefSeq names its product prolactin-releasing peptide-like. Gene Ontology annotation, molecular function: neuropeptide hormone activity; prolactin-releasing peptide receptor binding. Lineage: Eukaryota; Metazoa; Chordata; Testudines; Geoemydidae. The coding region runs from base 420 to 683 and encodes 87 amino acids. The transcript is spliced from 4 exons. The record is from RefSeq and is a predicted model, not a curated record. Gene Ontology annotation, biological process: feeding behavior; G protein-coupled receptor signaling pathway; response to peptide hormone.